Ipomoea nil (Japanese morning glory) is the source of this 1593-nucleotide messenger RNA. RefSeq lists its product as uncharacterized. Lineage: Eukaryota; Viridiplantae; Streptophyta; Magnoliopsida; Solanales; Convolvulaceae. The transcript has 2 exons. Gene Ontology annotation, molecular function: catalytic activity. The record is from RefSeq and is a predicted model, not a curated record. Bases 1 to 1593 code for a protein of 530 amino acids.
AUGGCAGUUCAAGUAUUGGCGGACCUGGUCCGCUCGAAGAGGCCUAGUGUGGUUUAUCUGAUUGAAACGUUUGUGGAUAAGCAGCGAAUGGAAACAAUCCGAGUACAUUUGGGUUUCGAUUGUGUGUUUACGGUAGAUGCUGAUGGUCAUAGUGGAGGAUUGGCUCUUUUAUGGAAUAAUACCGUGGACUUGAGGGUUACGGGGUACUCGAGUAAUCAUGUUGAUACUGAAGUCAGGCUCGAUGUGGGAAGCCCAUGUUGGCGUUUUACGGGGUUUUAUGGAUACCCUCAGAGGCAACGGAGGCGGGAGGCUUGGGAUUUGUUACGGUCUUUAUCUGUACGAUCACGGCUACCAUGGGCAGUUAUGGGUGACUAUAAUGAUCUCCUGGACCAAUUUGAGAAGCGUGGACGGUUCCCACAUCCGGAAUGGUUGAUUAAUGGGUUUAGGGAGGCGGUGGCAGAUAGUGGCUUGCAGGAUGUCCCUUUUGGCGGACACCAAUAUACCUGGGUAAAGUCCAGGGGCACUGAUAGAAUGUUAGAGGAGAAACUGGACCGCAUACUAUCAAGUGACGGUUGGCUUGAUUUGUUUGGAGGGGUACGGGCGCUCUCUUUGACGGUACCGUAUAGUGAUCACCGACCGCUAAUGUUAACACCUGUUAGCUUGCCGACAGUCCGGAGGAGGGCGAGAUUCUGUUUCGAUAAUAUGUGGCUUCGGGAGGAGGCGUGUAGAGAGAUUGUGGCACAUAGUUGGGAUCGGACAGUUGGGCUUGACACUUUGGCCAGGGUAGAGGCUUGCGCCCGUGACAUUGCACGAUGGGGACGACAUUAUAAUAAGGAUUUUCAGUGGAAAAUUGAGCAAAAUAAACGACGUUUGGAUUUGCUCAGUUCUCGCAGGGAUGGGCCCGGGAUGCGUGAGUAUGAGGUGGUGGAGAAGAACCUGAUUUUCUUGUUGGAGCAACAACACUCUUUUUGGAAGCAACGCGCAAAAGAAUUUUGGUACAAGGGAGGGGAUGUGAACAAUAAAUUUUUUCAUAACUCUGUGAAAGCAAGACGGCGGAAAAAUACCUUCAAGAGGCUCCAGGAUGAGGAUGGGAAUUGGGUGGUGGAUGAGGCGGGUCUAGAUAAUGUCAUGUUGAACUAUUUUACAAGUCUGUUCUCGCCGGAUUAUGGGGAUUUCCAAGAGGUGAUAGAAACAAUCUCAGCGAAGGUUACGGGUGCUGAUAAUGCUAGGCUUCUCCACCCUCUUAGUAUGGAGGAGGUGCGUAUUGCUGUGUUCCAAAUGCAUCCGGAUAAGUCCCCAGGACCAGAUGGUUUUGGACCUGGGUUUUUCCAUGUUAGUUCCGAAGAAGACGGUCCCGGAGACGAUGAAAGAUCUUCCAGGAGGAAUAAGGUAUGUGCUAACCGUUUGAAGCCUUUGUUGCAGAGUUUGAUUUCGGGUGCCCAGAGUGCAUUCAUUCCAGGCCGUUUAAUUACGGAUAACAUUAUGUUGGCAUAUGAGGUGCAUCACCACUUGAAGAGGAAGGCUCAGGGGAGACAAGGGGUUGUGGCGUUAAAGCUUGACAUGUCAAAAGCUUAUGAUCGGGUAGAGUGGUAA